This is a messenger RNA of Caenorhabditis angaria, 322 nucleotides long. NCBI's taxonomy places the organism in Eukaryota, Metazoa, Nematoda, Chromadorea, Rhabditida, Rhabditidae. The record is from the annotation of a GenBank genome assembly.
CUGAACAGAUACAGGUUAGUUCACAUACAUUUUAGAGCUCAUCAAAGUUCUAUUUUUCAGGAAAGAGAGCAAGAUGGCAGAUAAAUCAGCAUUUGUGCCAGUUGACGCAAUUGGAAAUCAUAAAAACACGGAUCUUGACGUCGACAUUGAUGAUGAAUUAUUUGGCAAAAAGCCACCGGCAAAAUCAGCAUCUGCUUCUGCUCCAGCACCUCCACCACCGCCACCUCCAGCUGCGCCGAAACCUGCUGCGUCUCCAGCUGCGGCUGCGCCCAAAUUCCAAUAUAAAAAAUCGUCGACAUAUUCGAAGAGUUAUGCUAAAUAA